AUGGUCAGAGGAGUCAAUCAUUACCGCUCCUUUCGCGAAAGCCGCAUAUGCUACGCGGAUCUGGGAGCAUCUGGCCAGCCUGCAAAUCGACUUGAGCAACUUUUGCCCCCUCUUCAAUUCAACCAAAACGGCGAAGUGAUCCUCAUACCUGGAGAGAUCUUCUGUCGAUACCGGGAUGACAACAACCGCCUUUGUCAGUUUAGGUUGCAACAACACAAAAUGGCGGGCGGCAUAAGAAAGCAUUAUAUAAUUUAUCAUCUCCUACCAGUCGAGAGAAGAUCAAAAAGCCAUGAGCGCAAGCACUUCACAGAGCAGGCCAGGCGAUGGUAUGACGAAGUGGUCAGAGGCAAUUUCCCCCUCUGGGUCCCUCGCGAUGCAGACGACACACCCAUUAAGAACAUCUCUUUGCCCUUGUCUCUGAAUGACGAAGCCAAUGAGGAGCAAUAA
Messenger RNA from Trichoderma atroviride IMI 206040, 447 nucleotides. RefSeq lists its product as uncharacterized. The record is from RefSeq and is a predicted model, not a curated record. NCBI's taxonomy places the organism in Eukaryota, Fungi, Ascomycota, Sordariomycetes, Hypocreales, Hypocreaceae.